UCUGUUUUAAUGUGAGGGAAACCAAGUCAUUUUUUGUUUUUGUUUUUGUUUUUUUCUACUAAUAGUAUUUAGAAUUUGUCUAAACAGAGGAUGAGAAGAGUCACUCUUUUUGUCAACGGGACCUCCAAAAAUGGAAAGGUUGUAGCUGUGUACGGCACACUGUCGGAUCUGUUAUCGGUCGCCAGCAAUAAGUUGGGAAUCAAGGCGAUGAGUCUGUACAAUAGCAAAGGGGGCCUGAUCGACGAUAUCGCCCUGAUCAGGGACGAUGAUGUCUUGUAUGUGUCUGAGGGAGAUCCCUUUAUAGAUCCUCAACAUGACGCAAAGGCACAUGCAGACACCUCAGGCUCUCACACCGAUUGGUUGACGCUGAACAUCGGUGGGCGGCUUUUCACGACCACACGGAGUACCCUGGUCACUAAAGAACCAGAGAGUAUGCUCGCUCACAUGUUCCGAGAGAAGGACGUCUGGGGAAACAAGCAGGACGAGCGUGGAGCGUAUCUGAUCGACCGGAGUCCCGAGUACUUCGAGCCCAUCCUGAACUACCUGAGACACGGCCAGCUAAUCCUCAACGACGGCAUUAACCUGCUGGGCGUGUUGGAGGAGGCCAGAUUCUUUGGAAUUGAACAGCUUGCUGAGCAGCUGGAGGUAGUCAUUAAGAACUCCCAUCCCCCUGAAGACCACUCUCCAAUCUCUCGUAAGGAGUUUGUGCGAUUUCUCCUGGCCACGCCCACCAAAUCGGAGCUCCGCUGUCAGGGCCUGAAUUUCAGCGGUGCGGAUCUCUCCCGUCUGGAUUUGCGCUACAUCAACUUUAAGAUGGCGAACCUGAGUCGAUGUAACCUCACCCACGCCAACCUGUGCUGCUCUAACCUGGAGAGAGCCGAUCUCUCAGGGGCUAACCUGGACGGUGCUAAUCUACAGGGUGUGAAAAUGCUCUGCUCUAAUGCUGAAGGAGCUUCACUCAAAGGAUGCAACUUUGAAGAUCCCUCAGGUCUAAAGGCCAACCUGGAAGGUGCCAACCUGAAAGGGGUGGACAUGGAGGGCAGUCAGAUGACUGGCAUUAACCUGCGUGUGGCCACGCUGAAGAACGCCAAGCUGAAAAACUGCAACCUGAGAGGCGCCACGCUCGCGGGCACGGACCUGGAGAAUUGUGACCUGUCAGGCUGUGACCUGCAGGAGGCCAACCUGCGGGGGUCUAAUGUGAAGGGGGCGAUAUUUGAAGAGAUGCUGACUCCGCUGCACAUGUCCCAGAGCGUCAGAUAACUCCCUCCUCUCCUCUCCUCUCCCCUCCCCUCCCCUCCCAAAUACACCGUUAUUAAUGGGCUCAGGGUGGCCAACU
Molecule: messenger RNA, 1336 nt
Organism: Chanos chanos (milkfish)
Lineage: Eukaryota; Metazoa; Chordata; Actinopteri; Gonorynchiformes; Chanidae
Gene: kctd9a
Product: potassium channel tetramerization domain containing 9a
Exons: 12
Coding region: 91-1260 (389 amino acids)
Biological process (GO): intracellular signal transduction; protein homooligomerization
Molecular function (GO): protein binding
Source: RefSeq, a predicted model, not a curated record